Molecule: messenger RNA, 4618 nt
Organism: Ostrinia nubilalis (European corn borer)
Lineage: Eukaryota; Metazoa; Arthropoda; Insecta; Lepidoptera; Crambidae
Exons: 11
Coding region: 897-2267 (456 amino acids)
Biological process (GO): regulation of translational initiation
Cellular component (GO): cytosol
Molecular function (GO): protein binding; RNA binding; translation activator activity
Source: RefSeq, a predicted model, not a curated record
CGACUCGCCAGUCGGCACACCGCCCGGGCGGGCGCCACACGACCGGAAUCUGCGCGAGCGGCGAGCGACCACGCGAACAAAAAUAAUUUCAGUGAAAUAAACACAUUCGCCAACGAACGCUGUAACAUGCGAGCGCUAGAUUCUGUGAAAAUAAUUCGAGCAAAGUGAACGAGUAUCGAGUGCAGAACACGAACGACUGACGGUGCACAACGAGAGAGCGAUUACUGCCUCUCCCACGAAACGAUUCGAGUCUGGAGCUGGAGACUCUUCGGCCCCUCGAAAUAUAGUAGAGAUCGCUCGGUGACUGUCAGGCACAUACAAUCCUGCACUGCUCUUGUACUGUACUUAGUCGUACGCUAAACGAACAAAUCGAAAAACCUCCAUCUCUCUGUGGCCACGGCAGAUGGAGCCAAAAAACUAAUUUAUAUAUGCAUAUAUAAAUCGGAGAAAAGUGAUCUCUAACGUGACGUCACAAUAAGCAUUGUGAUUUUAACUUUUAAAUAAUUAUAUAGCUUUGUUUACUACUCGCAUUUUUGUGUAUAGCCCGUUUUAUAGCAAUUUUUAUUGAACUUUGUAAAUAGUUAAAAAUAUAUUUAACAAAAAUAAAAAAAAGAGUGUGACAUUGUGUAAAAGUAACUAUAAUACUAGUCAUUCAUCUAGUGUAUUUAUUUUGUUAAAUGGGUCUUGUAAUCUAUAGUUAGAAUAAAAUAACUAUUGAUUAGAUCAAACUAUUUAUUGAACAGUAAUUUAAGAGAAAACUGAAAACGAAAACGCCAGAGCGCAAUAAUUUACCAAAGAGUUUCACUUAAAAAAAACAAAAGCGUGUGUUAAUCUGUGGAGCAAAAAGUUAGUGAGGAUCCAUUCUUGCUGGGAGUUAUAAUCUGUGAUUGAGCAAGAUGCAGACGCAAGUGGGAGUGGGCAACGGCAACGAAUUGCAGCGCAGCUACAGGAUGCAGGACUUUGCGUCGCCUGGCGUCAUCAUGCGCGAGCGCAGCUUCAUACGCCCGCAGUCGCACCACAACAUGCACCACAAUCAGUUUCCCAACAAUGGAAAGCGAAGAAGCAUGAUUUUGACCAACGCUAAAGGGAAGCCCACACUUGAGAUUUAUAGACCUCCAGGUGUCCGCACAGACGCCGCGCCUGCCGGAGCCGCGCCGUCCAACAAGCUGAAUGUCCACGCCAAGGAGUUCACCAUGGCCAAGCCGAGCGACCUACAGAAUAGGUCGGCAAUGGGCCUAGGGUACGCGAGCGUGGGCCUGCAGCACUCGCGGUCGGCGGUGCUUCACGCGCAGGUGCCGCCGCACUACCGGCCCGUCAUGCCGCCGCACGUGCUCAACAGCGACGGAAACGGGGCGCACGCGCAGGUUGGCCCUCGCGUGCACUUCAAGCUCCAGCCACAGCAAGGCGUCGUCCCGGAGAAGAAGAAAUCCCCGCCGUCUUCCCUGACCAACGGCAACGGGAAAAGCGUCAGGCCGCAGUCCUUCACGCCCGGUCUGAAGCGGUCCAAAUCGCUGACGUCAGCUGACGCUCUGGCCAGUGGCAUGGCGGCGCUGGGACUGGCGGCCGACGCAGGGGACCUCGGCACCUUCCCGCCAGAGAUACAGGAGUGCAUCGAUAAGGCUCUUGAAGAUCCGAACGCAGUAAUGGCGCGCACACUAAUGGACGCCGUUGGGCACCUGGUGUCGCGCGCGGUGGAGUCCCCGCGGUACGCGCUGCCGGCCGCGCGCCGCUGCAUCGCCGUGGUGGAGCGCGAGACGGGCGAGACCUUCCUCGAGUCGCUGCUCAACACGUGCCAGCAGUGGUACCACGACCGCGACAAGUUGCUGGGCGCGAUGGUGGGCGGCGGGCGGCCGCGGCUGAUGGCGUUCCUGUCGUUCCUGCUGGAGAUGUACUGCCAGCUGCGGCGCCGCGCCAUCCAGCGGCGCGGCGCCAGCGCGCAGCCGGGCCAGGUGCUGCUCACGCUCAUCUGCAAGUGCUGCGAGGACUGCAUCCGCCAGCCCGUGCCCUCUGCUAGCGAUACGGAGAACCUGUUCUUCGUGCUAACAUACAUCGGGCGCGACCUGGAGUCGCAGCUGCCGGGCGACCUGGAGCGCCUGCUGACGGGCGUGCGCGACGCUUUCCUCAACACGGCCGCCGCGCCCUCCAUCCGCCGCACGCUGCUCCAGCUGAUCGAGCUGCACGCCUCGCGCUGGCAGCUGCCCGGCUGCGCCGUGCUCUACUACUACCCCUCCUCCAAGUGUGAGUGUUGUGUGCUACAGUUUGUGUAACCCACCCAUUUCAGAGACCCGUGGAGCAGAAUCUGAUUUCCCAAAUAGUUACAUUAUCAACGCCUUCCUCAACACGGCCGCCGCGCCCUCCAUCCGCCGCACGCUGCUCCAGCUGAUCGAGCUGCACGCCUCGCGCUGGCAGCUGCCCGGCUGCGCCGUGCUCUACUACUACCCCUCCUCCAAGUGUGAGUGUUGUGUGCUACAGUUUGUGUAACCCACCCAUUUCAGAGACCCGUGGAGCAGAAUCUGAUUUCCCAAAUAGUUACAUUAUCAACGCCUUCCUCAACACGGCCGCCGCGCCCUCCAUCCGCCGCACGCUGCUCCAGCUGAUCGAGCUGCACGCCUCGCGCUGGCAGCUGCCCGGCUGCGCCGUGCUCUACUACUACCCCUCCUCCAAGUGUGAGUGUUGUGUGCUACAGUUUGUGUAACCCACCCAUUUCAGAGACCCGUGGAGCAGAAUCUGAUUUCCCAAAUAGUUACAUUAUCAACGCCUUCCUCAACACGGCCGCCGCGCCCUCCAUCCGCCGCACGCUGCUCCAGCUGAUCGAGCUGCACGCCUCGCGCUGGCAGCUGCCCGGCUGCGCUGUGCUCUACUACUACCCCUCCUCCAAGUAGGUCACCUUACCUCCAUCGAAUGGACAAUGAAUGAUCUGCACACGUGUCUCCGUGCUAACGGUAAUAGCAGUCUGACGUUUAUUCUGCGGACACGAAGCAAUUGUGGAACUGCAUUAUGUGUGUUGUGCGUGUAACUUCAGCACUCCUGAAAUGUUUAUCAUAACAUCCAAAUAAACCGUCCGUAUGUAUAUUUACAUUUCAAGCAAUAAGUUUCUAGUAAAUAGUUAUUAAUUUUUUGGGGCACUUUUAGGGCCUGUUCAUUCAAUAGUUUAAAAAGUUUUAUAUUCACACAACACUAAAAAUAUAUUUAAACAAUAGUUAUAUAAACCCCUACUUGAUAGUAUGCGCUAUCAAAGUCUCAAGUUACGUUGCCAGCCCGACGGAGAGAGAUCUCGUGGUGAAUAAAUUAUAGUAUUUAAUCCAGCUAAACAAAGGUUGCAAGCAUUUCUGAUCGAGUGUUUGAGUAUCUGUACUUCAAUAAUGUAGAUUAGUUUAUGUACAGGAGGUCAUUAGUGGUGUCGUCCCUUGUGCGUAUUUAGGCAAGCUGCCAUAAGCUCAUUUAAUUGUGCCUUUGAUGAUUUUAAGUAAUAAUUUACAGCCUCGGCACUUUCAAGUUUGUAUAAGUUUACGUAGAUUUGUUAGUCUAGUUAACUAACAUUUGACAAAAAAUAUAAAAAAAAUACGUUACGCUAAAUAAUUCUUGAAAGUGUGAGAAUGUAAGUUUCAUGUUGAAAUAAGGUAUUAGAAAUUUAGCUUAAGGUGGAUCUAUUGUAGACGAGGGAUAUUAUGCCUUUAAAAGUAUUAAACAAGUACGUGUAUCAUAAGUAGUUUGGACAAAUGAACGAUGUACACUACUGUACGACCUUCGCAUAGUAUUUCGUGCAUUGUAAGCCUUUGUCGAUUAUGUUUAACUGUAGUUAUUUGCCAUCUUGAUAGGUAGCGCUGAAUAACGCUUGUCAUAUCGUUUGCCUAGGGUAUCAAUAUUUUAAUGUUUAGCUUUGUUUCAUAGUUUAACACUAAGCACAAUAAUAAUGUUAUAUUACUGCACUCUGGAUUUUAGUUUUUGUGUAAACACCAUUCAGUUUUAAGGAAAUUAAUGUAUUGCAGUACAUAAUAAAAGUAAUAAUUUAUCAUUUUAAUUUUAAUUAUGAUGCUUAUUUUCUUUAUCAAAGGUUUGACUGAAAUUUUAGCAAAACAGAACCGUAUCAAUGUUAAUGCUUGUGAUAUUAUGGUAAAUUUAAGUUAUUUAGUUUCUGAUAUCUUUUCUGUCCUAACCAAAGACUGUUCUGAUGUGGAGAUUUAAUUUUAUUAUUAACAGAGAAAAUUUCAUUUUGUUGAAGCUGGACCAAAUUUUCUUGUUGUGCAUUAAGUUUCAAAUUAUUUUCAUAUUAUGGUUGGAAUUUGAAACUCAAUUCAUCUGUGAACAUAAUGUUCGAUUAGUUAUAGACUGUUGUGUGAUCAUUGUAUCAAUACCUAACGUAUCUUUUAAAUAGUUAGUUACAUAUUAUUGAAAAAAAAAGACCAUAAACUUUUUGUUAUUACUACUUAUUGCAUUCGUAGCGGUUAAGGUAAUGGUAUCUUUCUAUAAAAAAAUAAAUAAAAACACAAAAAAAUGGUGCUAACAACAUUGGUGUAUUGUAUAUUAUUUUAAUCGGAUACGGGCAAUAACAUUGGUCUCGUUACCGCUGUAAUUUUGUACCUACGUAAACCAAUAAAAUUAUAUCUACAAAAAAUAA